This is a messenger RNA of Penicillium nucicola, 1437 nucleotides long. RefSeq lists its product as uncharacterized. Bases 1 to 1437 code for a protein of 478 amino acids. The transcript is spliced from 2 exons. The record is from RefSeq and is a predicted model, not a curated record. NCBI's taxonomy places the organism in Eukaryota, Fungi, Ascomycota, Eurotiomycetes, Eurotiales, Aspergillaceae.
AUGACCAAUCGGCGCAAAUACCGCCGCUUAAAACUCCGAGAGCCCUUGGACUUGGCAGUAGCUUUCAAAAUACUUCGAUCGAUCCUUAAAACCCCUCGCUAUGGGGGUUACGUUCGCUAUAUAGAGCUGAACCGAUCCCCAUCACUAGAUUAUGGGUCUGUGCAGUCAUAUACAGUCAAACCGCCGCAACGGUCCCUCCGACCAAAGGACCAGGUUCGCCUGGCUGCGGCGAUCAAGCGGGCUGGAUUUUGUUCCCCGGAAGAACAAGAGAAGAUGCUCAAUAUCUUACUACAGAAUCCGGCUAGUAUGGACCAUAAUGACCCACGAGCUCCGUUCCUCGCCCAGGCGUUGGCAGCAUUACUGGUCAGCGUUUCGCCACUAUUGGAAUCGUUGAGUUUCUGCCCUCUCGGCCAGGAACCCUCGCAAAUCCCAAAAAAAACCGCCCAAGCCAAUGGAGCUCCACUUCGAAAAAGUGAUUAUUUCUUUAAGCAUUUCUUAGACCGGGCGAAUAGUAUCCCGUUGGAGACCCUGCCGUUCCUGCAUCAUAUUCGCCGGGUUCGAUUUCUUGUCGAUUCCGACACAAAAGUCCAUCGCUGGUACUAUUACCAGCCCUAUGAUCUAUACGGCAGUCUCAGCCUAGUACGCCGACUUCCAGCAGUAGAAUCCAUCCGAGUCGACGCGGUUACGAGCACGGAGAGGCCCAGUAUUGAGCCCCCGCCCCGAUCCGCCAAUUAUACCAGCAUUACCAUUCGGAACUCCAAUGUAGAUUACCACUAUCUAGUGCGGAUAAUUGAGUCAGCCAGACGACUGGAAGAGUUUACGUAUGCGGUCGGUGGCCGAGGCUCGAUGGAUGGCAUGCUAAGCAUGUUCAGUCCAGAUCACGUCUUCCGGGCGCUCCUCUUGCACGCCGAUUCUUUGAUCACUCUGGAUUUGGAUGUCGAGGCUGAAACCCCACUGGAGGUGACAUUCGACCCCAGUCUCGGUUCUCUGCAUCAACCCGCCUAUCAGCAGGAAGUCGGAACGGUCCAGCGGGAGCAGGGCUCGCCUUGCUCUCUUCGUGGGCUUACGAAUUUGAGGGAACUGAGUAUCGGAAUUCAUACCCUCUACUACCUGUCACGAGGAGUCGGUGCCGACCAGGUCGAUGAUGCAGCAUUUUCUCUCGUUGAUUAUCUCCCGGUUAAUUUGGAAACGCUUUGCAUCUAUGGGUACGAAAAGGGGAUGAAAUCACAGGUUAGGGAUCUUCCGGACUGCGUGUUUGAUAGGCAAUUGGAGAAUCUACUCGCUGAGAAGCGUGAGAAACUGCCCCGAUUGUCAUAUAUCGAGGGCAUUGAUGAAUUGAUCGAAAACGCGACCACCGUCAAACAGCCAACGAUCAACGAUGAGGAUCUGUGGGAGAGAGAGACGGAUGAUGAAUGGACUGAUCAUGAAUAUGAUUAG